AAAUAGAGUAGAAAAUACAAGUCAAGGGAAAUAUUUAAUUAACAUUUAGUUUUAUGUAUCAAUGACUUGUGUGAAAUAAAUUUAUCAUGCAAUAUAAAAAAGUUACUCACGUUCUUUUCGAUUUAGAUGGUCUUCUCAUAGAUUCAGAAAAACUUUAUACAGAGGCUUUUGAAACCGUAUGCGCUAAGUAUGGAAAAACCUUUACUUGGGAAAUUAAGUCAACUUUAUUAGGUUUUCAAGGUUAUGAAUGUGCUGAUAAAAUUAUUGAAACUUUAAACCUGCCACUGACAAGGGAUGAGUUUAUGGACGAAUGCCAAAAAGUGUAUGAAAAAAUAUUUGUCAAUGUACAAUUAAUGCCAGGGGCACAGAAACUAGUUGACCAUUUGCACAGUAAAGGAGUCCCAAUUGCAUUGGCUACAAGUUCAAGUGAAAAUAGUAUUGAAAUGAAGAUGCAGAAUCACAAAUCAUUUUUAAAGUAUUUCCAUCAUCUUACAAUGGGUUCCUCAGAUCCUGAAGUGACUAAAGGCAAACCUGAUCCGAUAAUAUUUCUUGUCUGUGCUUCUCGAUUUCCAGACAAACCAAAACCUGAGAAUUGCCUAGUAUUUGAAGAUGCUGUAAAUGGUGUAAAAGCAGCAUGUGCAGCUAACAUGCAAGUUGUUGCUGUGCCAGACCCACGCAUUGAUAAAGAGCAACUUAGGAAUGCUACAUUAGUCCUGAACUCUUUAGAAGAAUUUAAACCAGAACUUUUUGGUCUUCCAAGCUAUGAUUAAAAUAAUCAAAGGGUAGUAAUUACCUGUAAGUAUUAUUUGUAUCUACAAUUUCUAUAUUUUGUUAUUUAACUGUACACUAAAAAAAUGCAGUCUUUGAAAGUAGUAUAUUCUUGUUGUUUGCUUAAAUAACAUUUAUAACAAAUUGUAAAUAGUACAAGAAAUAAAUAGCUUUAAAAAAGCAAGUGGUAUAGCAAUGAAAUGUAUAUACAUGUAAUAUACUUGUAGUAACUGUACAGGACUGUAUAUUUUGACUAUAUAGUGAAACAUAUAUAAUUAGUGCAAUCUAAGUUGGCCAGGCUAAAUUAAUUAUAUCAUUGAUGGUACCAAAACAUUUUGUUAUUUUUCAUUGGUACAAGUUUGUUUUACCUAUUCUGUGUUUUGACUGGUGUUGUGAUGCUGUAUUCAAUAACCACACCUAAUUUCAGACUGAAGUCAUAGUAUCCGGUGUGUCUGAAUCCAAGAGACCUUAAACU
Vanessa atalanta (red admiral) is the source of this 1243-nucleotide messenger RNA. RefSeq names its product pseudouridine-5'-phosphatase-like. Lineage: Eukaryota; Metazoa; Arthropoda; Insecta; Lepidoptera; Nymphalidae. Bases 87 to 770 code for a protein of 227 amino acids. The record is from RefSeq and is a predicted model, not a curated record. Gene Ontology annotation, molecular function: phosphatase activity. The transcript is spliced from 4 exons.